GAUCUACCUCCUUUCGAGAAGUGAUAUGUGAGGGGGCGCACGUUCAUUUUAGCCGCGUGCGUUGGUAUCCCAUGGCCCCACAUCACGUCGAAAUUUAUGAAGUCAUCGAUGUGGUCUAUCGUGUACGUCCAUUCUAGAACGACGGUAUGACCACCACCUUCGCAGCAUCAUUGCUGCUCUGGGACACCACCCUCUCUAAUUCUCCAUUCUCCGACGCAGUCGCAAACUCUACAACUCAUGUUACGUGCGCUUCAGCACUCAAACAGAGACGGUUUACCAGAGCGUCAUGUAGACCGAGGUCGAUUGCGAAGUCAGCAGCUCUGGAACCUGCCCUCGACGCCGUGGCAUCCCAGUCGUCAUGUAAUUGCGACUACGUCGGCCACCUCCGAACGUUACACAGGUAGCUUACAGAUGAGUUCAGUACGAAGAAGUCCGUGUGCGACACACAACCGGAUAAAGAAGUGGCUCAGAUUUCCUUUUUGUGUCCGGAUCGGAACCGGCGUUCCUGAAUACUGCCAAAAUUAUCCGCUGAUCGUCCGGCAACGUAAAUACGCGGCUGUCCAGCGACUCGUCCUGCAGACUGCGUGCGGGUCGCAACUCGAAUCCUUCACACAACGAAAUUUCGGUAACCACUCCCUGCGCCACAGAACACACGUACUCCAGUCGAGACGAAAAUAUCUCUAAGCGACGCUGCUCACGAGCACGAGGCCGGCACCUGCCGUCCCAGUGAAGGUAGUCUAUAUUGAGUAAUCAAGCCUUCGUCAUAGGGGGCGUGUCGUUGUCCAAGAAAGUGGAUCGUGCAGUGCGCUGGGAAGGUGGAGUGUGCACUACCAACGGUAUCGUGAACUAGGAACACUUGUGUUGCUAAUCUACGUUCGCAGAUACCAAACGCCCAGAGUUGUGCUUGGCGCGUUGUCGCCGUAGCACAAUCCCACUGCAACCGCCUCUUUGCCUUGUCCGCGGAAUCUGAGUCUGGCAGAAUCGCAGCAUCGUAGAAUACACACAUGUAGAAUUCUGCAGCGUUUUUUUUCUCAUUCGGUGCUACCGUCGCACUUUGCCGUUCUCAGCCGACACAACGGUGUCGAGAUCUCCUCUCGUUUCGGAUCAACCCGACUUCCUGAAUGCGCUCGCGUUCCACCGACUCUGUAGGGGAAGAGCUGUGGCCACACAACCACCGGUAUACAAGCGUUCCGUUGGCACACCGUGAAGGCGUUUCCUAGGCCCAAGCAAGAAGAAGAUGCGGAAGGUGUGGACGAAGUGCACGUGCGUGCAAAGCUUUCAGUUUGCCGAGAGCUUUCUCACGUUUCCUUUUCACACAGGGGGAGCGGCGCACGUCGCGCCCAGGUGGUUGUGCCGAGCUUGCUUCCUUUUCUGCGAAGAGUAGGAGCCGGGACCGAGAGACAGGCGCGUUGUCGGGUUAAGUUUUUCUACGAUUUCGCUAGAAGAAACACUUCCCCCUUUUCUCAGAAAGCUCAGGUCCAUCUGGAUGCUUGGAUCACUUGACAAGCUGCGCAAACACGACAGGUUUCGGCGUCUCGCAGCCUCGUUUCCCGGCUGGUGUCCGGGUGUAGCGCGCUCUGGGGUGCGGACAUUUCCUGCUCGUAACUUUCCCUGCCGGUCUCGAGAGACGGCUGAUCUCAACUCAAAAUCUUCUUUUCAGUCAUCUUCACUCGCCAAAACAAGAUAAUUUUGGGGCGACGACUCCCUUCAGUCGCUUCAACUUGAAGAAGUUCGCUUCGCGUUAGGGGACAGAAAGGAGCGGUUCCUCGUCCGGUGCCGUUUCACGCCAACGUUCGCCCUUCGCUUGAGGGUUGCGGUCCGUCAGUUUGCUUUGCUGUGUGGUGGAAUGUGUUCUUUUUAGCCUUUGUCAUUUCCCUUUCCAGCAGGCUGCUGUUAUCCACAGGACUUCCUCUGUACGCAGGCGGUUGUGCCACGAACACGGACUGCAUCGCGAUUCCUGCCUGUUCUGGGAACGGCCCGUCUUCACAGUUUUUCAGCUCUCCGAGAAACGAUAGUAUCAGCUCCGAUUCUCUAAUAGUAGUUUUGCGGGAUAACGGCAUCACUCUGGGCGGAUUUAUUCAGGUUUUGCGCCCCAAGUUUGGUCAUCAUCAUCGUACCAAAAACAGUGGGCAUCUUCUUUCUCCAGUCUCUCAAAUCCACGCUCGACUACAGUUUCUUUCGAGUGCUAAGCUCCCAUGUUCAAUUCUUUCUAGCGUUUUCGAAGGGCCCUCUGCUGUCUUAACCUUUCUCGACACCCUUGGCUGUUUCUGACAAAACGUUCAUCUCAUCUUGGGAAGUCUGUUGAAGGGUGACCCUGUCGUAAAAGUGGGUGAGAGCAACUUUCCUUGGUUUUCUGCCGGAUUAGUUCCCAUCUUCUCCCACAAUGAGAACCACGUCAGCUCCAUCUGAGGAGGAUCCCACACAGAAGCCCCCCAAGGUGGCGGCCGAGGACGAGGAAGAAGUUGAUGAAGUCGAGGAAGACGGAGACGCUUACGAAGAAGACGAAGGCGACGAGGACGUGGAAGAAGAGGAGGUGGAAGAGGAGUAUGUUUCCGACGAAGAAGACGAGGAGUUCGAGGAAGCGGCUGCGGGGGGCGGCAAGAAGCUGGCUGGCAACGGGCAUGGGGUAAAGCGGCGCCGCGAGGAGGAAGAGGAAGAAGAAGACGAGGAGGAAGAGGAGGAGUUCGUCGAUGAUGAGGAUGAUAGCGAAGAGGCCAGCGACGACGAGCAAGAGGACGAGGACGGCGACCCAGAGGGCGCAGACGGUUCAGUUCAGUCCGACGAAGAAGACUCUGAAGACGGUGAAGAAGGUCACGCCGGCGCUCCGUUUGCGGGGAACGCGAGUGGUUCCCAAGACGAAGAAGAGGAUGGAGACGAGGUCGAGGAAAUCGAAGUUGGAGAGGAAGAGGAGGACGAGGAAGACGAAGAGGAUGGCGACCCCGGCCCGGCGAAGAGGAGACGGGCGGCGUAAACGUGCUGAAAUCAGAACCCCAGUUCCGACGAUCGUUUUGUACCUGGCAAAGAACAAAAAAAUCCGUUUUCUCUUGGCAGAUGCUUGGGCCCUAUACAUAUCUGACCAUAGAUAAGUACGCGGUUCUGUACUCGACGCGUGCAUACGGUUAGCGCAUUAUGCUCCUCUUCUCUUGCGCGCGUUCGUGACAUUGACAUCGCGUUCUUGAGGCAGGCCCUUUGCCGGGACGUAGGCGACGGAGCAGAACCUUCCCCACGGUACCUGCUCGAAUUUGCGGCGCCUUGUUUCUUAUGGGGUUGGGCGUCGUCGCGAGGAUACUCGUUUCCAUGGAUGCGCUACUUGGCUUCCCGGUUUCCCCCAUCGCAGCGGUUCUUUCGUUGCCACAUGUAGCCUGACCUGGCUUUCGAGGAACUGAGCUCAGUUGCUUCAUUUUUUCUCGCCACUCUCCUCGUAACUGCCAACUAAGUGCCAUGCGAAUGUGGACUGGUUGUUGUAGUCUUGAAAAAAAACAAAUUCUAGGCUUAAGGGUGCGCGUCGCGCAACAGACACGAAUCAGUCUUGAAGAUAGUUUUCAUUUUUUCUGCGAUAUCCCAUCAAGGCACAUGUACCAAGGAAUUCGAUGAAGUUAAUAGACUAGGGAUACUGCGGAUACCAGGAACAGCGCGUCUGUCAGUUUUAACCAGUCUGUUUCCAGAGACAUUCGCGGCUUCUUUCGUGGAGCUCGAGACGCAAGCACACACAAUGAAAGUGCGUCGGGAAUGUAUCUCGCUUUCUUCUCUUGUGUCUUCCUGGAUUCUACGUAGAGGAUCCAAAUCGGUGGCCGUUUUCUGUAACAACCUUCCUCGCCUUGGGAACAAGACAUUCUUUCUCCUUACCAGUUAAAAAAGCAACAGCACGCUGAAGGAGCCGCCUCAAAAGCCCGCAACUCGACUAGAAAAGCCACCAGGUGCCUUGUAACAUUCGCGCCACCACAAAAAAACA
Toxoplasma gondii ME49 is the source of this 3952-nucleotide messenger RNA. RefSeq lists its product as hypothetical. The record is from RefSeq and is a predicted model, not a curated record. The transcript has 3 exons. Bases 2384 to 2971 code for a protein of 195 amino acids. NCBI's taxonomy places the organism in Eukaryota, Apicomplexa, Conoidasida, Eucoccidiorida, Sarcocystidae.